Messenger RNA from Funneliformis caledonium, 1509 nucleotides. Lineage: Eukaryota; Fungi; Glomeromycota; Glomeromycetes; Glomerales; Glomeraceae. The record is from the annotation of a GenBank genome assembly.
AUGAAUACUGAACAAAGAAAAGUUUCCAGAAAGGAUCGACAAGAUGGGGAUAUAAACUUCUUCUUAAAAUCUACAGCAUCUACUCCAAUAUCCUUUUUUCGCUUAACUCAUCCAACUCAACGUAUACGAGCCAUUAAUAAAUAUAAAAAAUGUCUUGCCAUUGCUAUAAACCGUAGUAAUGGCUCAAUGCUUGAUAAACUGAAAGCCUUGGAUACUAACGAAGAAUUUAUACAACGAGACUGGGAAACUUGGUUAAAGGAAAAGAAAGCGGUCCUAGCCUGUCGAACAAGACACGAUACAAAUUUGCAAAUUCAACAAGAUUUUGCCUUAACGAUGAAGACAAUCUUUGGUGCAACGAAAAACGAUAUUGGAGAACAUAAUUAUAUUGUUUCAGAAAAACGUCAGCUGGAAGAUACGGAAAGUGAGGAGCUCUCUCAUAAAUUUUCGGUUCCAAAAAAGAUAAAAUCUGAAACCAGCAACAUUGAUGAAGUGCAUAAAGAAAUUGAUGGUAGAACUGCACGUUCAUCUAACAAACUAUACCCAGAAUUGAAUAGCUUCAAUAAUAUAUUUCUUCAAACACCAUCUGAAUUGACAUACCUUCCCGAAUCAAAGGAUUCAAGAGAUGACACCGAACCUGAACAAAAAGAAACAAUUCAAUUUCAAUACGAUUGGUUUGUCGGACUUGGCAUAAAAGAGUCAACGUUGAGUGAAUUUGACAAUAAGUGGACCAUCGGAACAAUUAAUAUUUCAAAUUUGCUACUAGAAUAUCGUAAUUUGUCUGUAAAAAAAGCAUCAGAGAACAAGCUAGAGAAUGCUGUCGAAAUGCUUUCACUUGAUCACAUAUUUUUGUUGGACGAGAAUUUAUCAAUUGGAAUUUCGGAGAUGACCGCAAAUGAAAACUUCCAAGGCUGUAAGUCAUUACUUAGGAAAUGGCAGAAGGAAGUUGAAGAAAACAAUGAUGAUUUAAUUUUGGAAGUUUUCGAGUCAAUGUCCUCUGAUGUUUUGGAUCCAUCCACCUACAAAAAUUCUCCUUUCCAGGGAAGGAGAGCCGAUUUUUCUAUUUAUACACAAAUUCAAAGCAAUAAAUACUAUCUAUUGGUAUCCGAAAUAAAACCUACCAGAUAUAUGUCUUCAAAGGAAACCAAUUUUGUGGAUUUCGAUUUAAUAAAAAUUGGGAAUGAAAUGAAGAACAUGCUUGAUAAGUGCAUUAAAAAUGGUGUAAAAACCAAAGAUUUGUCUAUAUGUAGCAUACUUGUUGAAGGUUUUCAGUGCAGUGUGUUUGUUAUGGAUCUGAAAUUUGAUGCGAUAUACCGAAUGAUACUCCUGGGAAAGUUUUUUCUUCCACAAAAUGUUCAUAACCUUAAUGUACUUUCCAUUGCAAUAGAAGAACUAAUGCAAAUAAAGCAAAUUAAUAACCUCUUCACGAUUCUUGCAAAGAGAAAAGAGCUUAAGAGUGCAUUUUCAAAAUUUGAGACUUACCUGAGAUGUAAAUGGUUGAGAUGUGACUGA